ACCUACCUCACCCUGCCUGCGAGAUCAUGCUUCCAUAGAGUCCUUGCACAAGUUAUUUUUUUUCUUUGGCGUUGUCGUUUUCGACGAGAAAAAUGCGGUUCUUCAAGUCGCUCUCCCUUCUGUUGGUGGCCUGUGUCGGUGUAGCCUCCGCAAAGAGCGCCGUGGGCGAUAGAGUGUUGGUUGUGCUUGAAGACGAGGCGCAGAAGGGACACUAUUCCAAGUUCUGGGCCGAUCUGGAAGCCCGCGACUUUCAGUUGACGUUUGAAUCCCCGAGGAAGGACGACGUUUCGCUCUUCCGACAUGGACAGUUGGCCUAUGAGCAUGUACUUCUGACACCACCAAAGUCGAAAGGCUACGGACCGUCAUUGACUCCCAAAAUCCUCCUCGACUACGUCAACGCGGGUGGGAACGUUCUCCUUGGGUUGUCAUCCGAAUCCGGAACACCCUCUGCCAUUUCGGCCCUCCUCCUCGAAUUCGACAUCUCCCUCCCUACCGAUAAGACCUCGGUCGUCGUGGACCAUUUCAACUACGACACCGUCUCCGCGGCGGAGAAGCAUGACGUUCUGCUCCUCGACCGUCCCGGCCCAGUGAGACCUGAUGCGGUCAACUUCUUCGGUGGUGAUGGAGUAUUGGCGGUUCCGAGAGCAGUGGGACAGACGCUGGGCAAUGCCAGUCCUCUGAUUGCGUCGAUCCUGAAAGCACCCACGACCGCUUACGCGUACAACCCGAAAGAGUCGGCCGAGAGUCUGGAAGAGCCGUUCGCGACCGGCACACAGCUGUCGCUCGUCUCUGCCAUGCAGGCUCGGAACUCUGCUCGCUUCGUCGUUCUUGGAUCGCUGGAAAUGCUACAAGACAAGUGGUUCGACGCUUCCGUGAAGUCGUCGUCUGGCAAGAACGUCAAGACCGUGAACCAGCAGUUUGCGAGGCAAUUGACCGAAUGGGCUUUCAAGGAGGUGGGUGUGUUGAGGGUCCUGAGCGUGCAACACCAGGAGGUCUUCUCGAGCAGGAUCACCGCCCCCGGUACUUGCAGCACAUGUCCUGCUCCUUCCUCCAAUAACACCGAGGUUACGGGAUACGGAGACUACAAUCCUGAAAUUUACAGGAUCAAAAAUGAUGUGAAAUACUCGAUCGAGAUUUCCCAGUACACCCGGGACCACUGGGAGCCGUUCACGAUCCCGGCAAACGACGAUCUCCAGCUGGAGUUUUCGAUGCUCUCGCCCUUCCACCGGAUCCCGCUUUCGCCCGCCGCCACCACCCCGAACAGCACCGUGUUCAGCACCACCUUUACGACACCCGACCAGCACGGCAUCUUCGCCUUCAAGGUCAACUACAAGCGACCCUUUCUGACCCCCAUUGAAGAAAAGAACCAGGUCACGGUGCGCCACUUUGCGCACGACGAGUGGCCACGGUCUUGGGCCAUCUCCGGCGCGUGGCCCUGGAUCGGGGGUCUGUGGAGUGUCAUUGUCGGAUUCGUCUGUUUUACAAUCCUCUGGUUGUACUGUGAACCUCCCAAGGAGGAACUCGAGAGGAGACGGAGGUUGAGUGUGGGCUCCUCGAAAUGAGCCAAACAAGAAACAUAUUCGAUGUGUUUGACCAGGUUUUGAACAAGGGUAUGGGGUGGGAAAAUGUAUUUUAUGGAACACCAAUAAAAACAGAAGAAAGGAUACAGAAAAUUCCAACAUUGGUCAAGUAUGGACUUUUGAUUAUGCCGACUUUUGAUUGUCUUUCGCGUAAUACAUUAUAGUACAUACAUAUCUGGUGACAGAGUG
Exophiala oligosperma is the source of this 1769-nucleotide messenger RNA. RefSeq lists its product as uncharacterized. Lineage: Eukaryota; Fungi; Ascomycota; Eurotiomycetes; Chaetothyriales; Herpotrichiellaceae. Gene Ontology annotation, cellular component: endoplasmic reticulum membrane; oligosaccharyltransferase complex. The transcript is spliced from 4 exons. The coding region runs from base 93 to 1562 and encodes 489 amino acids. The record is from RefSeq and is a predicted model, not a curated record.